GGUCAUGGCAGUUCCUUUGGCGCCUUGGCAAAACUUAUCAAAUCUUGUCAGGACUGUAUGACGUCAAGAGUCUACAAAUAAAAGCUCAGAUACAAAUGGAACACGAUAUCAACAUAUAUAGAAGUAUCUAGCAUCCAAAGAAGUCUUACAGAGGUUGUUUGUAAUGCCAGAGAGCCUAGGAAGAGCCCAUAUCUUAAACAAAAGAAGUGCAGCCUAAAGUUUGCACGAGCACACAAGAUUUGACAGUUGACCAGUGGUGCUGGCUGCCUUUCUGCCAUAAAUGGAAGAUGGAAUGAGGAAGGGAUAUACCAAAAAGAAUGAUCUCAAGCAAAUAAAACAUACAUUGACGAUGUCCAGUGGCAGGGUACUCCAAAUCAGGAUAAUGCUAUAUUGCUACUUUCCCCCUUUCCCGGCUGGUUAUGGAAUGGUUUACAAAAAGAGCUUCACCGUAGUGGACAGGCCUCCAAAGUCACCAAACUUCAACCCCAUUGAGAAUCUUUAGGAUCAUGUCAAUACAUUUGUCCAAGCGUCAAAUCCCUCUAUUGACCUCAACUAAAGCUAUUGAGCAUGGCUUUAUGUAUAACUUGAUAAAAGCAUGUACUGUAGAUGUAAAGCUGUGAUCCGAACGACAAGAAGACCCAUUAAAUUUGAACCUUUUUACCCUUUUUUCUGGUAUACCAGAGGAUCCACUAAAUAUUGAACCUAGCUUUUGCAAUAGUGGCAAAUAUUUAACUUUUUGUGGGGGAAACAUUUUCAAAAACUACAAGAGAACCAGUUGCAUUUCAACCACAAAAUAUGUCCCACACAAAACCUUAGUUUCAACUAACAAUUUAAAGUUGUUCUAUAAUAAGACUAACUGACCAAGAAAUAUUUCUUUCACUUUGAAACGCAGCAUAAAUUGUCUCUUCAAAACAUCUGCCUGACUUAGCAACAAAACGCAGAACAUGGCGUCGGGCACUGCUCCCAAUAACCAAGACUUUUCGCUGGCAGCCACAGUCUUGGAAGCAAUCGACGAAAAGAAUUUGUUUGAGAUUCUCAAGAAAAAUGACUUUACGGACAAAGUCCUUAACUAUAUGGAAACGGAAAACGAAAUGCGCAACGAGUUACAGACUUUAAAAAUUUCAAGAGGAGUUGCAGUUAAAUUUAGCAAGCAAUGGUUCAAACAAUGGAAAUUAGCUUCAGGAAAUUUGGAAACUGCUGAACGCAAUGCAAACAAAUAUUCAGAGCUGAUGAUGUCCCAGAGAGCUGCACAAAUACUUGUAACAAUGAAACUGGAUGAUUUAUACAGAAUUGAAAAAGAUAAAUGGGAAGUGGUGCUCAGGACACAAGGGAAAUUACAGCUCAUUGAAGCGAAUGAUGUGGAAAGCCAUGUUAAAAAUCCCCUUACGAAGAUGUUUAAUGAAUGGAAAGAAAAACAGGUCACACAAAACAAAACAGAUUCCAUGAAGACAGUGGAUGUUCAGGUGCUCCGUACGAAUGUGAGAAACAGUUUAAAAGAUCUUAAUUUCAAAGAAAAUAGUUUUAUUCUGAUAGCAAACAAAGUUCCACAAGAAUACAGAGACUCGAACAUUUUAGCAUUUUUAAAAAUGAUACCUUGGCUUGCGGUCUUUGAUCUGUUUGACAUUAAAACAGAGAAGGAUGGCCUUUAUUUUAUUGUAAAUGAAACAAAUGAUCGAGGAAAACCAAUAAAGAAAGAACUACAUGACUUCAGUGAUUCCAAAAAAAAUGAAGAACUCUUAAAAGUUGAUACAACUUGGAUCACCCGUGGUGAGGAGUUUCAUGAGAAAAACUGGACACGAUAUUCCAAAGACUCGUUGUACAAAGCGUUGUCAGCCUUCUGUGACUGCCCUACGGGACGUCCCCAUUGUGUUUUUCUUUUGAUGAGUGACACAAAUUUGCAAGAAAUGGCUGAUAUUAUCGAGGCAUCGUUCACCAUUAUCCAAGGAAACGAUGCUCAUAAGCAUAUCAGUGUCAUAUCCGAUAAGAAAGAACUUGGAGCGAAGUUAGCAGAUGAACUAAAAAAUGACAUCAAGAGGGACAUGAAGCCUCCAUGCUCCGUGUUCGGAAUUCCGAUAAACAUUCUCAAGAACAUAGUGAUGAAGCAACUUCGUGCAGGUGAGCUAGAAGAGCCUGACGCAACCUCUGAGCUUCCCUACUUAGAUGGUUGUCAUCGACCAGUUCCAAACAAAAGAAUUACGUCACUCACAGAUUUAGAAGUUUAUCUUCCAGACCCCAAAUUAAGUAAAGAGUUGGAGGAUAUUAGAAAAGCAAAAGAGAACUUUUACAAGGGCAACGCGAUCAAUCAAAUGAACCUCUUUUACAACGAUGCAAUUCACCGAACCCUGGAAAAAAGGCUUUGUCAUCGUGUUGAUGAAAGUUUGAAAAAUUUGUCAUCUCUCGAUGAAAUCGAAUAUUUUGUCGAAACUGUGACAUUGCGAUAUGAAUCUGGUUCAGGAGCAACAACUCUUGGACGGCAGAUCCUAUGGAAGAAAAGAGAAAUUUACAGAUGUGCUGUAGUAAAAAAGAUUACCGAGACAACAGAUUAUCAGAUCAGCCAGCUACAGAAAUUUCUCUUUGAAACAUCGGAUAUCAGCCACUUUCAGAUACCACCAGUUUUGAUACUCCUCGAUAACUUUCCCGAACAGCAAGUUCAUCACCUCAGCGACAAACUUACAAAAAGUAAAACAAAAUGCAUUUUUCUAAGCACGGUGCCUGUUGACAAACAAACACAUACUGAUGACGACAAUUUUACCCUUGGGAAGCUAGAUGUCACUGAAACAAGUCUCGUACACGGGGUUCUCAGUACCUUACAGAAUGAGCGCAUAUCAGAAGCAGUCAAAGUUUUAAGCCGCGAACGAAGAUUCGUGUGGCUUGGAUUGGAACUUUUUGGACGCAAAUAUGCUGACAUCAAAACACGGCUGGCAAAACAUAUUGAGCAAAUUCUAUCCAAAAGCCUGCAUAAAUUGAAACAUGCAUUUCAGAUGAUUCUUCAUUACAGCUGUCUGUUAGACUACUACAACAAACGACGAUCUAUAUUCCCUCAUCCGUGUGUUGAAGUUAUCCUCUAUUUCGAGGAUGAAGAGGAAAAAGGAAUAGAUAAAAUUCAUGACAAAUUUGGCGGACUUCUGUUGGAAGAUAGAAAUGAAUAUGUGGGAUACUAUGGAUGGAGACCAGCGCACACACUGGUAGGAGAGGUUGUAAGAGAAGGGAUCGACUUAUUUGAAACUGCCAAAAAGCUGAUGGAACAAAUCAAAAAUAAGAGCACGUACGUGAACAAAUUUUUGACUGAGGAUAUUGUAACAGUUUUUCUUCACCGUGAAAAGAUUGCAGAAAGUCAGUCUGAUGAUAGCGGAGCUGAUACUGAUAGCGAUGGCAUUGAAGAUGAACUUGUUGGAAUUUUAGAAAAAAGAACUAAGUAUUCCAAACUUAUCCUGGAUGUUUUACCCAAUCAAGAAAUGGAAAACGUGCGAAAAGCAUUGGAUCUUUUGAUCACUUUGAAUGAGACAGUACAACUUACGCAUCACAAAGCUCACACCCUUCAACAAAUAGCAAGGAUGUUUGCUUACGAAAUUCAAAUUAAUCCUAUUUCAGAAGAACUUCAUCCUAUUAUAGAACGCUUAGAUAGAAUUGUUGAAAGGGAUUAUCGUUCAGCUGACUUGCCAGAAAAUGGCUUUGAUACUGCACAAAGAGUUAUAGAUGAAGCGAUAAAACUUCAAGUGUCCCUUCUCCAUCAUUUAGUGACCAAAGCAACAUUUUACAGAAUCAAGUUGAAGUAUCUACAACAAAAAUUCUCCGAAAAUGACCAACUAAAAGUUGUCAUGGAGGAUGCAAUGAAGACAACCAGAAAAGGGAUUGACCUUUAUGAAGAUACAUUAAAGACAAAAGAUCACGGUAGCUACUUGCAUGCCAUAAUUGGAAAAAUCCAAACAAUGGUUGUGGUCGUAGAAAUGUUCAAAAAGCUGCCUUAUUUUGUAAAUCAUUCCGAUGGCGCUGACGAAAGUUUCAAAAAUUAUCUGACUUAUCACAAUCAUCCUCCAGAGCUUGUUUCACUUUUAAGCGAAGACAAUAUGGAGUACUUUAUUUAUCUAACAACAAGUGCUGUUCAAGAUUUUAACGAUUUUUUUGGCGAAAUACAAAUUAGACGAAAACUAUCUUACAAAAAGCAUGAAUUUCAAGAAUUAGAAAAUGCCAAAAUCCGAGCAAUGAAGUUACGAACAAGAUUCUACGAAGUCACGAAACUUGAUAGGACAGCCAUUCAAACUGAAGAGUCUGUGUUGAAGGAGGACAUUGUCAAUGAUCUCUUGUACAAACUACACGAAACACCUUACAGUUCUUGGGCGAGGCUCUCUUCACAGCACAUUGAAAAGAUAUACAACCUACUAAAAGGGGCAGUUCCACGAGAGACUAGAAGUCGCAAUGCCAUGUUGAUCUAUGUAAAAGCAGCAGUUCAACAAGAUAUCAGUGUUGAUAAAUUAUUGGAAAUGAUCCAAAAUUGGUGCAAGAAGUAUCCUGAUUCAGACUGGGCACAUAUGUAUAAUUACAUGAUUCAUUUCCCAAUUCCAAACGGUUCACUGAAAACCAAUGUUGACACAGUCAAGCGUUCUAUUAAUAUAUGCCGGAUGAGAAUCAUGCAAACUAGCACAAGAUCACGAAGAUCUGGCGCCGAUUAUUUAUUAGGAAAGGGGAUUGGUGCAAAAGCAAUCAUUCUGCCUCACGUUGUAGAUGACAACGACCAGGAAACUAAAAGUGAAAUCCCUCACAGCCGUUCCGUUCAGCUUGAAACAAAAUUUUGGCGGAGCAAAAUAGUGUUCGAUAAACUAGAACGUUUGAAAGGCAAAAAAAUCAAAAAGGGCGUGUUGAAUUACAAAGGAAUCGAAAUUCCAUUUGAUAACGACAGAUAUCCGCACGAAAGUCGUGAUGAUUUAUUGUUUUGCUUGGGAUUUACCAUUACAGGACCAUAUGCUUAUGAUCCCAUUGAUAAAGAUACAUACGAAGCGUUGGAGAAAAAAUUCAAAGAGGAAAUGUAUACUUCACAGAAAUAUGCUGUCGCACAAAUCAAAGCACAGAAAAACGGUUCCUCCUCAAGGGAGCCGCAUGCGUCAAAUGCAAAAAUAACAAAACUAGACCAAAGUAGGCAUCCAAGUACAGCUCAUCAAGACUCAAAACCAGGAACCAGCAAUUCAUCUAGUUCUCAGCAUUCCACAAACCUAAAAACAGCUGUAGCAAAUACUAAACACAUCAGAACGGUACGAACAACAGAAGGUGAUCAAAAAACAUUUCGUCCAAUUGGUGUUACAAAAGAUGGAUACAUCUAUCACGGAGCAAAAGUUCGAGGAGCAGAUAAAGCAGUUCAAUGUAAAUAUCACAAAAAAGGGGAAAUUCCUCCAAGAUGCAAAUUUGCCCAUCCAUGGAAGAAUGAUCCAGUCAGGCAAACCAUAUGUGAACUAUGUACAAAAAAUAGACGGCCAGAAUGCAUAAAGAAAGCAGAACAUGAAAAAUAUCAUCACGACCUGGGACCAUACAUAAAAUUAUAGGGUCAACUUGACGUGAUAUUGUGUAUCACUCUCCUUCUUGAGCUCUCUUGUGCAUAACCAUCAAAAACUGUAUUGCUGUUCUAUUAAAUUUAUGAAAAUAGAAAAAGUUUUUAGCUGAUAAUAUAAUACCGUGUAUGACAUGAUUUGACACUCAUACGUUGCUUGUUUGACAUUAUCAUAAAUCGCCGUUGCGAGUAAAGUAUAUUGCUGAAAAAAAGUUCCAAUUUUGAAAUGUAUGGAAAUCUCAAAGGAAUUCAUUAUAAAGAGUAGUUAACAUAGAAAAACGAAAUUAGCAGCAUUACAAGCACUCUCGCACUAAUAUUUGACAUUGCUUUGUGUCUACUGCGCAGACGUUAAACUUCGUAAGAAGUUGUUUCCUGUAAAUAUUCUGAAUAAUUGUCUUCCUAUGCGGAAGGAGUUCGUUCUUCGGUAAUAAGCGACAAUAUCCUUCAGUA
This is a messenger RNA of Xenia sp. Carnegie-2017, 5989 nucleotides long. RefSeq names its product sterile alpha motif domain-containing protein 9-like. The record is from RefSeq and is a predicted model, not a curated record. The transcript has 7 exons. NCBI's taxonomy places the organism in Eukaryota, Metazoa, Cnidaria, Anthozoa, Malacalcyonacea, Xeniidae. Gene Ontology annotation, cellular component: cytoplasm. The coding region runs from base 945 to 5534 and encodes 1529 amino acids.